Hermetia illucens (black soldier fly) is the source of this 600-nucleotide messenger RNA. RefSeq lists its product as uncharacterized. The coding region runs from base 43 to 537 and encodes 164 amino acids. The transcript is spliced from 2 exons. The record is from RefSeq and is a predicted model, not a curated record. NCBI's taxonomy places the organism in Eukaryota, Metazoa, Arthropoda, Insecta, Diptera, Stratiomyidae.
GUAAGGAGCCAGGUACGUUGGACAUUUCUAAGUGAAUUGAAGAUGAGUUUACAAAGGACAACUGUAUACCUUUGUGGAAUAUUAUUACUCCUGUGGGAUGCUAACGCUCAAUGUACAAAUGGAACUACUUCUUACGAUCCAACUACUAGUGAUCCUCACUACUUCAAUCUAUGUCAAAAUUGUCAACAAACUCGUGUUAAUUGCCCUCCCUUAACUCUAUAUGUUCAGGGAGUCACCACUGCUACUAAAACAGAUUGUGACAAUGCCUACGGGGGUUGCUCUACAACAAGAGCUGGCUGCGUUCCGUGCAAAUACUUUCCAUGGCUUGGCACUCAGGGUUCAAUAAUAGCCCCAGCAUGCAAGAAAAGUGGGCCACUCGCACCAUACUGCGAUCCAUCAUAUUACUGGUUUUGCCCAACUAUUUAUGGAAAGGCUGAGUUAAGACAAUGCCCGCCUGGCUCUGGAUUCACUACUUAUAAAACAACAGGUUGUACUAUUUGGUGGCAAUGGAAUCAACCCGGGCCAUCAUCCCCUUAGAACGCGUAUUAAAUAAAAUUUAAACUACUGUCCUGAAAUAAAGAUUUUUUGCGAAAGAUUGAA